AUGGUCCUAAAGCAACUUAUUAAAAGUUAUAUUUUUUUUUUCGUCAUUGUUACUUUUGUAAAGAUAAAGUCUUCACAUUGCCAUAUUUACUCUUAUCAACCAGGAGAUAUUCAAAUUAUAGGUGUUUUUCCUAAUACCUUACAUUAUAACAGUACCUUAAAUCAAUGCUAUGAAUUCAAUUUAGUCAAUGUAAAGCUCACACAAGCUAUGAUAUACGCUAUAGAUAUUUUAAUCAAUGCCAAUCAAAACUUAUUGCCUGGUAUCAAAGUUGGUUGGACACUAAUUGAUUCUUGCUCAUCUCGAGAAAUGGCUAUGAAAUUGGUGCUAGUAUUCCUUGAUAUUGUUGCAAAAUUUCGCUGGAAUUAUAUAUCUAUUAUCGUAGCUGGAUCAAAUUUUGCCGAGAAUUAUAAAAAAAUUGUUUCUAAAUUACUUUUUAAUAAUGAAAUUUGUAUUGGAUAUACCGGAAUUAUAAAUGACAAUUACACGCAAUCUAAUUUAAAGGAAAUUGUAUUAAAACUUAAAUACUUAACUCGUUCGAACGUCAUUAUUCUCGCUGGUGGUGAAGCGCUUAUUUAUCCAUUCCUUCGAAAAGUAGAAUCCGAGGGUUUAGUAGGUAAGACAUGGAUAGGGUCGUAUGAUUUGUUAAGUUCUGCUAGAAUUAAUGCACUCAAUCCUAGCGUAAUUGGUGGUGCAUUGGGUAUGGAUAUAAUGGAUGGUUCGUUACAGGACUUUCAAUCUUAUUUAGACGAACUUGACUUCUGUAAUAAUAUUAAGAAUCCUUGGUUUAUAGCAGCUUGGUCAGAAAAACUCCAAUCUCUUGGAAAUAAUACUGAAUCCAUAAUGGCAAGCUGUAUAAUUAAUAAUAAUCUCAAACGUUACUUUUCAGAAUCAUUUUAUUCCAUGCAUGACUCCGCUGCUUAUGUUAUGGAUGCAGCAUUAGCUUUAGCUUACGCACUACAUAGCAAAUUAGGUUGCAAUUCAACACACUGUUCUCCAGUAGAUAAUCUUGCAUCUCAUUACGAUCGACUAAAAUUAAAUGAAUAUUUAAGCAAGGUAACCUUUAAGGGCAUAUCAAACGACGAUUUUCACUUUCGCGCCGACGGAACUAAUCAUUUACUUUACAAUAUAAUUAACUUGCAAGUUCCAGCGAAGAGUAUCGGUAAAGGUCCAAUAAAACAUGUCAAAGUUGGAUAUUGGGAUGAAGAUUACGGUUUAAUUAUUAAUAAAACAAAAAUAAAAUGGAAUAGUGGUAUUGUACCAGUUGCUCGCUGUUCUGAUGAUUGUCAGCCCGGUACUUACCGUUAUUACAAUAGUCUUGACAAGAAAUCACUAAAAUGUUGUUGGCUCUGCACUAAAUGCUACUUUCAUUCUAUAACUAAUUCUACCAAUCAGUCAAAUUGCACUAAAUGUGAGCCAUUUACUGCUCCAAAUGAGAACAAAACGAAAUGUAUUGGUUACGAAAUCAUUAAUAUUUCAUUUAGAGAUAAAUACUUUAUUAUUGCUUGCUGCCUAUGGUUUAUCUUCUUGAUUAAUUCGAUAUUUAUUUGGGUUGUCGUUAUCAUCAAACGAAAUACUCCUGUAAUUAAAGGAUCCAAUUUUACGUUGAUUAAUAUUUUAAUGGGUUAUAACGCUAUGUCCCUUCCUGCUUCAAUCAUGUUUCUUUGUGACAGUACUGUUUUCAAUUGCACAUUUAGAUUACUACUCACUGCUAAUAGUCAGACUGGCGUAGCAGUUACUGUCAUUUGCAAGACAAUUCAAGUAGCAGCUAUAUUCCGAAAUGGCUUUCGUCAGCGGUCCUUAUACAAGAAAUUGUCAAAAACACGAAAUCAAGUUAUUGUUCUCAUUGUAACUAUGACUAUUACUAACGCGAUUAUCGUUGGGUUAAUCGUAUAUCAACCACUAAAAAUUAUCAAAUAUGAGAACGACAAACAACAGCUCGUAAAAUCAUGCGAAGUUUUCAGCUUUCCGGCCUUUACUGCUGCUGUAGUGCUAUGGACAACAGCAGUUACCGUUGGCCUUGUAUUUGCCUUUCGUAUAAGAUCAUUACCGGAUAACUAUAAUGAUGCUCGAUAUAUCUUGAUAGCUAGUAUUUUGUAUGCAUUUCUUGCAUUAACCGUAACUCCAGUCAUGUAUUUUUUUCAUGGUCAGUUGCGAUCAAUACUGUCUUGUUUAAUGAUGAUAUUUUAUGGAUUCGUGACUCAAUUUUGUUACUUCUUGCCAAAAAUGUACAUUAUCAUUCGUCAACCGCAUUUGAAUACACAAUAUGAAGCUGCAGCUAGUAUUGCUAAGUUUACAUUUGCAAAGGUUGACAAGCAAACCAAAUAUCCUAAUCAAAUGCCAUCAAGAAAUAAUGGAAGCACUGCCAUAUCUGCAAUUUAG
Molecule: messenger RNA, 2379 nt
Organism: Trichoplax adhaerens
Lineage: Eukaryota; Metazoa; Placozoa; Uniplacotomia; Trichoplacea; Trichoplacidae
Exons: 2
Coding region: 1-2379 (792 amino acids)
Biological process (GO): regulation of synaptic transmission, glutamatergic; G protein-coupled glutamate receptor signaling pathway
Cellular component (GO): membrane
Molecular function (GO): adenylate cyclase inhibiting G protein-coupled glutamate receptor activity
Source: RefSeq, a predicted model, not a curated record